Messenger RNA from Vigna umbellata (rice bean), 858 nucleotides. RefSeq names its product YCF20-like protein (DUF565) (gene NPQ6). Lineage: Eukaryota; Viridiplantae; Streptophyta; Magnoliopsida; Fabales; Fabaceae. The record is from RefSeq and is a predicted model, not a curated record.
UGGUUCACUUAUUUCGUUCCAAGCAAGAGGCUCUUGGAUCCUGGGCAAUUAGGGUGGCGUUUUUCCUGUGAGUGUGACUUUACUGAUCAUUGAUAUAAGAAAGACCAAUGGCACAUUCAUCAAGCUUGGUCGCUAUGGGCCUCAGUUUUGGUCCAAUUCUGAAAACCAAAGUCAGUGUUUCUGGAAGUCUUGUUCGCAGAUCUUCAGUAGGACUUCGCAUUCGGGCGGUGCAAGAAAAUGGUGGACCACGAAGGCUGGUGGACAUCAUAAGACGUGUGCCGGAGUUCUCAAGAAAUUACUUCAGAAGUCCUUCUCGCAGGGCUCUGUUUGGUGGAAUCUCCUUGUUGGGUGGAUUCUAUGUUGCACAAACAAUCUCACUGUCUUUUGGAGCUCUAGGAGUGAAUGAUGUUAUUGCUGCAGUGUUAUGUGUUCUUCUUACAGAAUAUGUGACUAAAUUCUAUUACAGCCGACCAAAAGUUACUUUCCCAGUUGCUCUUCUCAACAACUUUAAAAUGGGUUUCACCUAUGGACUAUUCAUUGAUGCCUUUAAGCUUGCCAGUUGAUUUUCAACAUCAAUACAACUACUCAAGAUUGAAACCUUGAUACAUAGCAGGCUCUCCAAAAGUUGGUUUGGUUCUGUUUAACCACUAUGCUUGUACGUGUCAGAACUGGUCACCACAUAAAAUCCAACAUGUCAUGAUACGUUGUACCUGGUCACACUCCAAAGUUGGUUUGCUUUUGGUAAAUGUCAAACCCUUGUAAAUGUUAGAAUUGGUCCUAUAGUCAUCCUUACAUUUCUUGUAAAUCAACCCACAUAUCAAUUAUUUUUCCCUAAUAUUUCUUCCAAUUCCUUUAUAA